AUGAGUGUGAUGAGUUUGUUUUCCUUCACAAGUCCAUCUGUGAAGAGACUUCUCGGGUGGAAACAGUGUGAUGAAGAAGAAAAAUGGCCAGAAAAGGCUGUUGCUGCAUUGGUGAAAAAACUGAAGAAGAAGAAGAAGGAAGCCAUGGAGGAGUUGGAGAAGGCCCUGAGCUGCCCCGGGCAGCCCAGUCACUGUGUCACCAUCCCCCACCCGCUGGAUGGUAGACUGCAGGUCUACAACCGUAAGGCACUGCCUCACGUCAUAUACUGCCACGUGUGGUACUGGCCAGAUCUUCAGAGCCACCAUGAGCUGAAGCCCCUGGAGUGCUGCAAGUUUUCUUUUGGCUUCAAGCAGAAGGAAAUCUGCAUCAAUCCCUACCAUUAUAAGUGCAUAGAAAGCCCUGUUCUUUCUCUAGUGCUGGUUCCGAAACACAGUGAAUACAGUCCUCAGCACAGCCUCCUAUUUCAGUUCUGGAACUUGGGACAGGAGGAGCCUCACAUACCACUCAAUGCCACCUUUCCAGAAUCUUUCCAGCAGCCUACCAGUCACCCAUUUCUGCAUUCUUCCAACACUAGUUACCCGGAUUCUCCUGGAAGCAGCAGCAGCACCUAUCAUUCUCCAGCCAGCUCAGACCCAGGCAGCCUUUAUCAGAUGCCAGCUGAUUCUUUUCCACCUGCUUACUUGCCUCACAAGGACCCUGGGACCCCAAUGGACACAAAUAUGAUAGCACCUUCACUGUGUUCAGAAAUCAACAGAAGAGAUGUUCAGGCAGUUGCUUAUGAGGAACCAAAACACUGGUGUUCCAUUGUCUACUAUGAGCUCAACAGUUAUGUGGGUGAAGCAUUCUAUGCCUCUUCCACAAGUGUGUUGGUGGAUGGUUUCACUGAUCCUUCCCACAGUGAGAACCGUUUCUGCCUUGGGCAGCUCUCCAGUGUUAAAUGGAAUUCCACUGUUGAAAAGACCAGGCAGCACAUUGGAAAAGGAGUGCAUCUUUACUAUGUUGGAGGGGAGGUGUAUGCUGAAUGCCUCAAUGACAGUAGUAUCUUCAUGCAAAUUCGGAACUGCAACUACCAUCAUGGAUUUCACCCCACAACUGUCUGCAAGAUUCCUAGUGUGUGCAGCUGGAAAAUUUUUAACAACGAAGAAUUUGCUCAGUUGUUGACACAGUCUGUGAACCAUGGUUUCAAGAACAUUUAUGAGCUCACAAAAGUAUGUCUUCUAUGCAUGAACUUUGUGAAGCUAAAUGACCCUGCUGUGUUUUUUCUAGGGCUGGGUGCAGAAUACCAGUGCCAAGAUGUCACUAGCAUCCCCUGCUGGAUUGAGAUACAUCUGCAUGGUCCCCUUCAGUGGCUAGAUCAUGUUCUCACCCAGAUGGGUUCACCUCAUAGUUCUAUUUCAUCAGUGUCUUAA
Messenger RNA from Sciurus carolinensis (gray squirrel), 1410 nucleotides. Its product is annotated as mothers against decapentaplegic homolog 1-like. Gene Ontology annotation, molecular function: I-SMAD binding; RNA polymerase II cis-regulatory region sequence-specific DNA binding; DNA-binding transcription factor activity, RNA polymerase II-specific. Lineage: Eukaryota; Metazoa; Chordata; Mammalia; Rodentia; Sciuridae. Gene Ontology annotation, cellular component: heteromeric SMAD protein complex. Gene Ontology annotation, biological process: anatomical structure morphogenesis; cell differentiation; BMP signaling pathway. The record is from RefSeq and is a predicted model, not a curated record.